Messenger RNA from Neolamprologus brichardi, 3562 nucleotides. Lineage: Eukaryota; Metazoa; Chordata; Actinopteri; Cichliformes; Cichlidae. The record is from RefSeq and is a predicted model, not a curated record.
AUGACCUUUGAGAAAGGUGGAGACUCCAAUAUGGCCCUCAGGACGAUCAUGGGCCCACACGGCAUCAGCCGAGCCGUACAGAGGCUGGAGUUCUGCGACUGCAAGAAGGGACUCGGUGUUAAAAUAAUUGGGGGCUACAGAGAGCUGACAGGAGAGGAGUUUGGUAUCUACAUAAAGCGAGUGAUCGCUGGUGGGCUGGCCGCUCUGGAUGGUCGGCUUAAGUCAGGUGACCUGAUUUUGGAUGUCAAUAACAUCAGCCUGAUAGGGGUGACCAAUGAGAGGGCGGUGGAGAUCUUAAGGACGGCCUCGCUCUCCAAUCACAUGUCCCUGCUGAUCGCCAGAGAUGAGGAAUCCAGGAGGGAGUUCGCUGAGCUGAUGGAGAAGUACAGCUCCAACCACAUCACGGCUUCAGGACGAAUCUCUCCCACGCAGCUGUCCACAGGGAAGCUGACGGACACGGCCUCCUCCUCCUCCUCCUCCCGGUCAGAGAGCCCCCAACUCCUCAGUCCUAAAGAGGGGGUCACGGCCUACACCCACACCGCCCCUUACCCCGCUAACCCCGCCUACGCCGUGCACACGCCUGUGCACACGCCUGUGCACCCCUUCAGUGACAGUGUCAUUCAGUUGAUAUGUGUCGCCAAGGGAACAGGCCUGGGGCUCAUCAUCAAGGGCGGAGCCAACCGUCCCGAAGGACCAAUGGUGUUCAUUCAGGAAAUCGCGCCUGGAGGAGACUGCCAGAAGGACGGCAGGCUGCAGGUUGGGGACCAGCUGGUGUCCAUUAACAAAGAGUCGCUGAUCGGAGUGACAUACGAGGAGGCCAGGGGCAUCCUGACACGUACCAAACUCAGACCCGACCCGACCGUGGAGAUUGCCUUCAUCAGGCGGAGGUCGUCCUCCAGCUCCAGCAGCGGGCCCCACAGCCCCAUCUCCCUGCAGGGGUCUGGUGGUGGGGGUGGACCCCAGAUAAGGGGCCCGGUCCUGGGCACCGUGCCUCAGCAGCCGGCCGUGGUUACCAAGAUCACCUCCAGCCGAAACCCCGCCAGCGAGACUCUGCCAUCAGUCAACGUCACCCAGGUCAGAGCGUCGACUCGGAGAGCCUCAUAAACGUUUCAGACACGUGUGUCCUCGCCUCCGGAGAGUCACGGCCUGCCUGAGACGAGCCCCGAGUCUCCGAGCAGUCAGCCUCCUCAGAGGAAGAGCUCCCUCAGCGACAGCUGCCGCCUCAAGAUAGAAAGGUUGGAGCAGGCUCUGGAGCUGAUUGGCCUGAAGCCCUCCGACGCUCAGCGGCAGACGCUCCGGUCCAGACUGCGAGCUGAUCUGGUUGGGACGGUGGCCUUCACAGACUUCGAGAGCCUGAUCAAGGAGCUGUUCAAGCCUCAGCUGGAGGAGCUGGGCGUCACGCAGCCCGGGUCUCGCUUCACGUCCGAUGACCUGUUCAGCUUGCUGGAGUCGCCCAGCGACCCGAGGCCGUCACUGUCGGACUCAGAGGACCUGGAGGAGAUGGAGCGGCUCAGGAAGGAGCACAUCGAGGCUCUGAGGGAGAUCAAGAGGCUGCAGGAGCAGCUGGUCGAGUCUCAGAGAGUCCACCAUCAGAUGGAGGAGGAGCUCAGCAAGGUCAAACAGGAAGUGAAACACAGCACGGAGGAGAGCCGAGCUCUGAGGACUCGAAUCCAGCUGGCUGAGGCGGCCCAGAAGCAGGCCAGAGGGAUGGAGAUGGACUACGAGGAGGUGAUCCACCUGCUGGAGGCUGAGAUCGCAGAGCUGAAGACUCAGAGGAUGGAGCACCAGGCAUCAGCCAACAAGGAGGAGUCGGACGAGCUGAAGAAGCGAGCGGCCGUCCUGGAGUGUCAGCUGCGGAAGAGCGAGGCGGCCAAAAAGGGUUUUGAGAUGUCAACGGGAAAACUGCUGAGCUUUGUGGAGAAUGUUCAGGAGUUCCUGCUCGAAGGCCACGGCCCCCCGAAGAGCUACAGCUCCGGAGACGUCAAAGUCGGGGCGUCGUCUCAAGGUCUCGCUCCCCGCUACAAGAAAAGCCCGUGGACGGCGGCCACACUCGCCCAGGAGGCGCAGGAGCUCACUCGGACUGUCAGAGCCAUCCUGGAUGUCGACUUGCUGAGCUUCUAGACGACCCGACUGUUGGAGAAGUCGUCGAGAUGUCGGCCGGACUUCAGCAUCCAGCCGCGAUCCCCACCGCUCUCUCCCCAACACCUCCUCAGCUCCUGCUGAAGGACUCGCCGUGUCAGAACUCUGCAUGAAAGCAUCUGCACACAGAACAGCAGCUUUAUUCCAGCGUUUUAACCUGCGUUCGCUGCAGGACGGGUCAGGUGUUUCACCUGGAAACACGACAGUUUGGUGCAGGUUAACUCACUCGAUGAAGGCGUCUGUGAAGCUGAGCGGCUACAUGAAUGUUUUCAAGUUUGAUGAGAGAACCAAAACCCGCAGCUCCACAUUCACAAUGACAUGUUGUUAACUGCCUGAAAGUUUUCAUAUUGUUCAUAUUCGUAAUAGAGCUCAUAUUUAAAUAUCAUUACUUUCUUUGUCAAAGUGCUAAUUAACUUUAUGUUUGUAACCAUUUUCAGCCCUCGCUGUUAGCAUUAUCAGCUAAUUAGUGCUGAGGAACAUCCGAAUAAAACCAGCAUUUGAAGGUCGGCUCUGCGGCGCUUUUUCAGAUUCUUCACUAAAUUUUAACGCAUACAAAAACGUGAACGUUAAUUAGCAGCCGACGCAGGUUCAACGUGACGUCACAUUUUAAACAUAUAGAUGUUAAUAAUCACUGUAUGAUGAUGAUGAUGCAAAGUUCAUAUUGGUCUAUCCAUUAAAUACAGGCGGCAUGCAGACACACAGCAGCUUUAUUAUUGGUCAGUUAGACGUUAUUUCUUUCUUGGUUUAAAUCCAUCUUAUCUUUCCAUCACUUCCUGUUAUAAUGGCACCAGAACUCACGAUUAACCUGAUGGGUGGAUAAAACAUUCAUGUAGUGCUUUGACUCCCGCCCUGCCUCUGUCUCAAUAAAUAUCUUUAACAAACAGUGUAAACAAUAUAAACUUACAGUAUCAUAAGGUUGCCAUGUAGCUGCCGCUCCGCCACGAGCUCACACAGCGUAGAUUACUGUAGUUUCUGUCUCAUUGCUCAGUGUUUAGUGUCUGAGUGGCUGAACGCUCGUGUUUGUGCAGUAGAUUAGCCAGUGAAGCAUCAUCGAACAGUACAGGAGGAGAAACCUGCACGCCGCCCCGCACGCGAACGCCAUGUCAGGAAGGACGAAGGCUGCGCUAAAAUGGGAACUCUGGGAUUAAAGAGGCCUUCAGGGGCUUCGAUGGUGUUUGGAGGUUUUGCUGUUUGUGUUUUCGGAAGCUGCAGAUCCCGCAGCGUUCUCUGGGGAAAAGGAUCAGCCGCUCUCAACCGUACGGUCGUGGCUUUUCUCUGAACAGCUGGGCUGCGACUGAGAUUUUUAAAAAGGAAUAAUUUUUCAUGUGAAAUUGUCUGAGACGUAAAGACUGACAGAAGUUUUAGAUUAAGGGUAAAAGAUGUUAAAAAAAAAUCCCACAUUAAAAUCUCUGAAACGACCGAA